AUGCCACUUGAAUUAAUAAAAGAAGUCAAAGGACUGCCUGAAGUUGAUCUGCUAAGUAAAUUACACAAAGUAGAUUUCAGAUACCUACAGCCAGGUUGUGAUUAUAGCAGGAAAUAUAUCGAGGGAAAACUCUCACUUAUCUCUUCUUUAACUUAUGGUGGAAACAGAAGAGCUGUUUUGAAGAUUGGACUACAAGAACAAGAAAAUUCAAAUUCGGAUAUCAACACCCUCAGUGUAUUAUUUUCUGGAAAAUUAGCAAAGGACUGUGCUAAAGUUUUCUAUGAAGGGGACACCAUUGCAGUGGCCGGAUUUGUUAUUUUGUCAGCAUCUUCAUCUACAAGCAGAGAUGGUAAACUUUGCUUAUUUUUGAAAGCAUCUGAGGACUUCAGAUCAACUGUUUACGUUUAUGUUAAAUCUGUAAGAGAUUUUUCUACAGAAUCAAUGUCUUUGGUUCCAGCCACGCAUUAUGUAUAUACACCCCUGAAUCAACUUAAGAGUGGCAUGAUUGUCAAUGUCUAUGGUGUUGUGAAGUUCUUUAAGCCUCCAUAUCUGAGCAAAGGAACAGAUUAUUGCUCAGUUGUAACAAUUGUGGACCAGACACAUGUAAAGUUAACCUGCCUGUUCUUUAGUGGAAAUUAUGAAGCCCUUCCAAUGAUUUAUAAAAAUGGAGAUAUUGUUCGCUUUCACAGGCUGAAGAUCCAAGUAUAUAAAAAGGAGACUCAGGGUAUCACCAGCUCUGGCUUUGCGUCUUUGACAUUUGAGGGAACUUUGGGAGCUCCUAUCAUACCUCGUACUUCAAGCAAGUGUUUUAACUUCACCGCUGAGGACCACAAAAUGGUAGAAGCCUUACGUGUUUGGGCAUCUACUCAUAUUUCACCUUCUUCAACAUUAGUGAAAUUGUGUGAUGUCCAGCCAAUGCAGUAUUUUGACCUGACUUGUCAGCUCUUGGGCAAAGCAGAAGUGGAUGGAGCAUCAUUUCUUCUAAAGGUAUGGGAUGGCACCAGGACCCCAUUCCCAUCUUGGAGAGUCUUAAUACAAGACCUUGUUCUUGAAGGUGAUUUAAGUCACAUCCACCGGGUGCAGAAUCUGACAAUAGACAUUUUAGUCUAUGACAACCAUGUUCAAGUGGCCAAAUCUUUAAAGGUUGGAAGCUUUCUUAGAAUUUAUAGCCUCCAUACCAAACUUCAGUCAGUCAAUUCAGAGAACCUGGCAACAUUUUUAGCCCUAGAGUUUCAUCUCCAUGGAGGCACCAGUUACGGUCGGGGAAUCAGAGUCUUGCCAGAAAGUAACUCUGAUGUGGAUCAACUGAAAAAGGUUUUAGAAUCUGUAGAUUUGCCAGCCAAUCAGUGUUUAGAGGGUAUAUGUCAAUCAGAAUAUGAGGACAGCUUUUCAAAUAUUUCAAGCUCUGGAUCAGUAUCACUAUAUGAGGUAGAAAGAUGUCAACAACUAUCGGCUACAAUACUUACGGAUCAUCAGUAUUUGGAGAAAACCCCACUGUGUGCUAUUUUGAAACAAAAAGCUCCUCAACAAUAUCGUAUCCGAGCAAAAUUGAGGUCAUAUAAGCCCAGAAGACUCUUUCAGUCUGUUAAACUUUAUUGUCCGAAGUGUCAUUCACUGCAAGAAGUUCCACAUGAGGGUGAUUUGGAUAUAAUUUUGCAAGAGGGUGCAACCAAAACCCCAGAUAGCAAACUACAAAAUACAUCAUUAUAUGAUUCAAAUAUCUGGACCACUAAAGAUCAAGGAGAACGAAAAGUAGCUGUUCAUUUUGUGAAAAAUAAUGGUAUUCUCCCACUUUCAAAUGACUGUCUAAUUUUGAUAGAAGGAGGUACACUUAAUGAAAUCUGCAAACUCGCAAACAAGUUUCAUAGUGUAAUUCCUGUGAGAUCUGGCCCUGAAGACCUAGAAGUCCUUGACCUUUCAGCACCAUUCCUUAUACAAGGAAAAAUACAUCACUAUGGGUGUAAACAGUGUUCUAGUUUGAGACCAAUACAGAAUCUGAAUUCCCUGGUUGAUAAAACAUCGUGGAUUCCUUCUUCUGUGGCAGAAGUACUGGGUAUUGUACCUCUCCAACAUGUGUUUGUGAUGACAUUUACUCUUGACGAUGGAACAGGAGUAUUGGAAGCUUACCUCAUGGAUUCUGAAAAAUUUUUCCAGAUUCCAGCGUCAGAAGUCCUAAUCAAUGAUGGCCUUCAGCAAAGUAUGGAUAUGAUCAUGGAUAUGUUUUGUCCUCCAGGAGUAAAAAUUGAUGCAUAUCCAUGGUUGGAAUGCUUCAUCAAGUCAUAUAAUGUCACAAGUGGAGCGGAGCAGCAAAUUUGCUAUCAGAUUUUUGACACCACAGUUGCAGAAGAUCUUAUCUAAUUUUGACAUUCAACUUAGCAUAGGUAAAAUGCUAUAAUUUUGGAAAACAUUACUAUUUUCUAUGCGACUGCUAUAAAAGACAUAAGAGAUGUUAGCGCU
Messenger RNA from Lipotes vexillifer (Yangtze River dolphin), 2457 nucleotides. It is a transcript of the gene POT1, whose product is annotated as protection of telomeres 1. Gene Ontology annotation, biological process: telomere capping; regulation of telomere maintenance via telomerase. Gene Ontology annotation, molecular function: G-rich strand telomeric DNA binding; telomerase inhibitor activity. The record is from RefSeq and is a predicted model, not a curated record. The transcript is spliced from 19 exons. The coding region runs from base 1 to 2358 and encodes 785 amino acids. Gene Ontology annotation, cellular component: nuclear telomere cap complex; chromosome, telomeric region. NCBI's taxonomy places the organism in Eukaryota, Metazoa, Chordata, Mammalia, Artiodactyla, Lipotidae.